UCCCGUUUCUUUCCCCUGGAUUUUGGGAUCCCAUUCCCAUUUCCCCUGGAUUCCAUGAUCCCAUUCCCGUUUCUUUCCCCCGGGCUUUGGGAUGCCGUUCCCGCCCCAGGGGAGCCGGGUGUGCUGGUGGGCCGCAUCGACCAGCGGGACCCCCUGCGCCGCUUCGACGGCUACGUCAGCGCCGGCGCCACGCGCAGCAAGAUCGCCCGCGACGUGCUGGCCAAGGGCGACCAGGCCUACCUGUCAGGGGACGUUCUGGUGAUGGACGAUUUGGGGUACCUGUACUUUCGGGACCGGGGCGGGGACACGUUCCGCUGGCGGGGCGAGAACGUCUCCAGCACCGAGGUCGAGGGCGCGCUGAGCCGCCUCCUGGGCCAGGCCGACGUCGCCGUCUACGGCGUCGAGAUUCCCGGUAAAGCCCAAAAAAAUUCGGGAUAA
Onychostruthus taczanowskii (white-rumped snowfinch) is the source of this 438-nucleotide messenger RNA. Its product is annotated as long-chain fatty acid transport protein 4-like. The record is from RefSeq and is a predicted model, not a curated record. Gene Ontology annotation, cellular component: plasma membrane. Lineage: Eukaryota; Metazoa; Chordata; Aves; Passeriformes; Passeridae. Gene Ontology annotation, molecular function: long-chain fatty acid-CoA ligase activity; long-chain fatty acid transmembrane transporter activity. The transcript is spliced from 2 exons. The coding region runs from base 55 to 438 and encodes 127 amino acids.